AUGUUCUCCUCCGCGGAUGAGGAGUCGGAUGACGACCAGCCACAAGACACUAUUGCUGUAGCCGGGCCUUCCGCCCCUUCUGGGUUUUCACAAUCCAACGCUCGCGGUCCGAUUGUCCAGCCAGGCGCUCCUCAGCUACUUGACGGUACGAGCCAAUCAUGGAUAGAUUUCACCCAUGUAGACCUUGCUGGGUUUCACAAACCGAAAGCAUGGUCUACGCACAUGAUCACUGCCUGGUGGUGGCAUUUCGGCGGCGCUAUUGAAGAAAAUACGGAAGACACCCGCUGGUGGCUCUGUAAGCAAUGUCAUACCGAAGGAAGCAACGGCCACCGUUACAUGUAUCCGACCGAUAAGGGAGGCAGCAACGUCAAGCGUCACUUACUUGAGGUCCAUGGCCGUGCCAAAACGGGCCUUAUACCGGCCACGACCAGGCAGGUGCCAGACGUUGCACGUCGAUUUUACUGGACGAAACCGCGAAUGGUACAACCGCAGCGUUCGAUUGACCCGCCUCUUACGCAGACACCGCAUCCGCUUGAACCGCCUCAACCGCCGGAAGUGCCUGCCGUACGGACACCGCGCGAAGUCGAACCUGCACCUGUUUCACUGGCCACGCGCCAAACGAGGAGCGGGGGCAAGCGUCAAGCCGAUUAUCCGGUGGAUUCCACACCCACUGGCAAGCGCAGAGAAGGGGACGUUGCAAGGGAGACGGCGGGCGCUCCGUCCCCGCUGACUAGCCCACCUGAGCUCUUCGCCAUUCUGAGGCGGAAUUGCACCGAACAGGAAAAGCUCAAAGAGCAGCUUCAGAUAGACCUUGAUGUAAUACAAUGCAAACUGAAAGUAAGAGAGUUGGAAGUCUCUGAGCCGGAGGAGGACGAGGUCUUUUGGAAGCUGACGCUCGACGGAGCGCGUCGCAAGCGAGAUUUAAGAGCGCUCGAGGUACCGAACCCAGAAGACGAUAUCACCUACAUGAGACUCAAGCUGGACGUAGCGGAAUGCAGAAAGUGGUUGUGGCAAACAGUAUCAUUCAAUAGGAGUCAGGAUCCGUCGCUGCCGUUGCCAACGUAA
This is a messenger RNA of Coniosporium apollinis CBS 100218, 1065 nucleotides long. RefSeq lists its product as uncharacterized. The record is from RefSeq and is a predicted model, not a curated record. Gene Ontology annotation, molecular function: DNA binding. The transcript has a single exon. Bases 1 to 1065 code for a protein of 354 amino acids. NCBI's taxonomy places the organism in Eukaryota, Fungi, Ascomycota, Dothideomycetes.